This is a messenger RNA of Stomoxys calcitrans (stable fly), 909 nucleotides long. RefSeq names its product sarcotoxin II-1-like. Bases 12 to 809 code for a protein of 265 amino acids. The record is from RefSeq and is a predicted model, not a curated record. Lineage: Eukaryota; Metazoa; Arthropoda; Insecta; Diptera; Muscidae. Gene Ontology annotation, biological process: defense response to bacterium. The transcript has 2 exons. Gene Ontology annotation, cellular component: extracellular region.
CAGAAACCAGAAUGAAAAGCAUCAGUUACAUUCCAAAUACUAAAAUUAAAUAUUCUUCUCCAAAGAAACUAAAAGCCAACGAAAUGAAGUGUGUUCUUAUCUUGUCAGCCUUUGUUGCAAUUGUGGGUAUGGCUGCAGUCACCACAGCUCAUCCCCAAAGAGUUUAUGUUCAAAAGCUGCCUUACUAUCCACCACCAACUCAAGCACCAAGACCCAUUCGAGUAAGACGUUCCCCAGACGAUGCUCCCUUGAGUAAGGGCGUUUCCAUUGCUACCAAUUCCGCCUCUGGCAAUCUGUACUCAGGACCCUCUAAUAGAGUCGAUGCUAAGGUAACACAGAGUCAAACACACUUUCCCUCUGGCCGAAUUGCUGAAGGCUCCAGUGGCUCCAUUGCUUGGUCCAAUUCCCAUGGAGUGGGAGCCUCACUCAGCCGUGACAUUAACAAGGGUGUCAGUGACACCUUCAGUAAAUCGGUGAAUCUUAACCUACUCAACACUGACAGAAAUCGUUUGGAUGCCAUCUAUUCUCAGUCAAAUAUUAGACAGAACAAUGGUUUUGGUUUUAAUAAAAACAGUGGCUCCUUGGAUUGGUCCAAUGCCGGUGGUCAUGGUGCCAAUGUUGGUCUUUCGCGCUUCGAAGGCAUCGGAAAACAGGGUUCCAUUGGUGCCCACACAAAUCUCUUUAAAUCGGAUAAUGGCAAUACACGUCUCGAUGCUUAUGGUGGAGGCUCCAAAUGGUUGAGUGGACCAUUUGAAAAUCGACGUGAAUUUAAUUUUGGAUUGACGGGAAGUCAUUCAUUCCGUGGUUAGUUUGGAUUUUUUUGUUUUGCAAAAUAUGUUCCUAAUUAUUUAUGUAUAUGAGUGAUUUUUUUUGGAUUAUAAAAUAGAAGCUUUUAAAAAUGAAAAUAAA